GUGCACUCGGUGCACAGAAGUUCUCCAGUGUGUUUGUGGCUGAGGACUCUCCUGGAGUUGGGAAUGUUCACCUGCAACCUGAACGAAGAGAACAAAAAUAAGAAAAGGCGACUGCUGGAUUAGAGAGGCCAAGUUUUUGGUUGUGUUUGUGACUGCGAGAGAUUUUUGAAAUCAGAACACAUGUGUAAAGGGGGAAAAUGAUAGAGGGAAUCCUUCUUUCACAGGCAGAAUUGUAGCCAAAGUGCUCAUCACAUCGCUUUUGAAUUGGGGAGCUGCUGAUGUUCACCAUAUGAAAGACCCAGUGGCCAGAUUGAAGGAUCCUGGCUUUCCUCCCCCACUUUUAAAAUUUGUUUUGCGUUUGAAGCCUUCUCAGUUUAGCUCGAUCAGAUGGAGGUACAGAGGAGAUCCAUGACACCACCCCUGUCACCUGCGGCAUAUGUCAAUUCAACACAGUAUUCCAGUGUCCUGGAGGGAAGAUUCAAGCAGCUGCAAGAUGAACGUGAAGCAGUGCAGAAGAAAACAUUCACGAAAUGGGUAAACUCGCACUUAGCAAGAGUGACCUGCCGGAUCACAGACCUGUACACGGACCUCAGGGAUGGACGAAUGCUGAUCCGGUUGCUGGAGGUGCUGUCAGGAGAACAGCUGCCCAAACCCACCAAAGGACGGAUGCGGAUUCACUGUUUAGAGAAUGUGGAUAAGGCCCUGCAAUUUUUGAAGGAGCAGAAAGUCCAUCUGGAAAACAUGGGCUCUCAUGACAUCGUGGAUGGGAACCAUCGCCUCACUCUGGGCCUAAUAUGGACCAUCAUCCUUCGGUUUCAGAUCCAGGAUAUCAGUGUUGAAACAGAAGAUAACAAGGAAAAGAAAUCUGCCAAGGACGCGCUUCUGCUCUGGUGCCAAAUGAAGACAGCAGGGUACCCCAAUGUUAAUGUUCACAACUUCACCACAAGCUGGAGGGAUGGACUGGCCUUCAAUGCAAUUGUCCACAAACACAGGCCUGAUUUGAUUGACUUUGACAAACUAAAGAAGUCGAAUGCUCACUACAACUUACAGAAUGCAUUCAAUGUGGCAGAGCAGCAGCUGGGACUCACCAAGCUGCUGGAUCCUGAAGAUGUCAGUGUGGACCAGCCUGACGAGAAAUCAAUCAUCACUUACGUUGCUACAUACUAUCACUACUUCUCCAAGAUGAAGGCACUGGCUGUGGAAGGGAAACGUAUUGGGAAGGUGCUGGACUAUGCAAUCGAGGCAGACAACAUGAUUGACAAAUAUGAAACUCUCGCCUCCGACCUCCUGCAGUGGAUUGAGCACACCAUUAUCACACUGAAUGAUCGUAAACUGGCAAACUCACUAAAUGGGGUUCAGAACCAGCUUCAGGCCUUCAACACAUACCGCACUGUGGAGAAACCACCCAAGUUUACAGAGAAGGGUAACCUGGAGGUGCUGCUUUUCACUAUUCAAAGCAAAAUGAGAGCCAACAACCAGAAAGUCUACAUUCCACGAGAGGGCAAACUUAUCUCUGACAUUAACAAGGCCUGGGAAAGACUGGAGAAAGCUGAGCAUGAGCGGGAGCUGGCCUUGCGAACUGAGCUCAUUCGACAGGAGAAACUGGAACAACUUGCUCACCGGUUUGAUCGCAAAGCAGCCAUGAGGGAGACCUGGCUGAGUGAAAAUCAGCGCCUUGUUUCCCAGGACAAUUUUGGAAUUGAUCUGGCUGCAGUAGAGGCUGCCACAAGAAAGCACGAGGCCAUCGAGACAGAUAUCAAUGCCUACAAUGAGCGUGUGCAGGCAGUGGUGGCUGUGGCCAAGGAGCUGGAAGCUGAGCGUUACUACGACAUCAAGCGCAUCACAGUCAGGAAGAACAACGUCAUCAGGCUGUGGGACUACCUGCGGGAGCUGCUGCAUGCGCGUCGCGAGCGUCUCAUGAGGAACCUCGAGCUGCAGAAGAUGUUUCAGGAAAUGCUGCACAUUGUGGACUGGAUGGAAGACAUGAAGAGCCGCCUGCAGUCACAAGAUUACGGCAAACACCUGCAUGGUGUCGAGGACCUGCUUCAGACUCUCACGCUGGUGGAGGCGGAUAUCGCAGUCCAGGCAGAACGGGUUAAAACAGUUAACAUGGGUGCUCAGAAAUUCAUUACCAGUGAGGAAGGUUACAAACCAUGCGACCCUCAGAUCGUCCGAGAUCGUGUCACACACUUGGAUCUUUGUUAUCAGGAGCUGUGCAAACUUGCAGCAGAGCGCCGUGCGAAGCUCGAGGAGUCUCGGCGUCUUUGGAAGUUCUUCUGGGAGAUGGGCGAAGAGGAGUCCUGGAUCCGGGAGAAAGAGCAGAUCAUGUCAUCGGAAGACUACGGAAAGGAUCUGACCAACGUUAUGCUGCUGAUCAGCAAGCACAAUUCUUUCAAGGAUGAGAUGAGUGGCCGCAGUGGCCCCCUGCAGCAAACAAUAAGGGAAGGAGAGGGUCUAAUCGAAGAGGGACAUUUCGGAGCCAGUGAAGUCAAGGAGAAAAUUGAGGAUAUUCGAGGACUGUGGGCACACUUGGAAGAGUUGGCAGCUCUGCGGGAGCAGAGAUUAAAUGAGAUCUCCAAUCUGUACCAAUUCCAGGCUGAUGCCAACGACAUUGAGGCUUGGAUUCUUGACACCCUGCGCAUCGCAACCAGCAGUGACGUCGGACACGACGAGUACUCCACACAGACGCUGGCCAAAAAGCACAAGGACGUGGAGGAGGAAAUUCACAACCACAGGCCUACCAUCGACGCCCUGCACGAGCAAGCCCGCAGCCUGCCGGCUGACUUUGCCCAGUCCCCAGAAGUAGAUGGCAGGCUGCCUGCCAUUGAGCAGAGGUACGAGGAGCUGGUUGCCCUGGCACAGCAGCGGAAGCAGACCCUGCAGGAUGCAUUGGCACUUUACAAGAUGUUCAGUGAGGCAGAUGCCUGUACGCUUUGGAUCGAUGAGAAGGAGCAGUGGCUGAAUGCCAUGGAGAUCCCUGAGAAACUUGAAGACUUGGAGGUUGUUCAGCACAGGUUUGAAACACUUGAGCCAGAGAUGAACAACCAAGCCUCUCGCAUCGCAGCAGUCAACAAAGUCGCCAGUAAGUUACUAAGCAGUGAGCACCGCAACAAAGACGAGGUCACUGGCAUGAAAGAUCAGCUGAACAGCAGCUGGGAUCAGUUCCGUGGCCUUGCAGAUCAGAAGAAGGAAGCGCUCAGCUCUGCGCUCAGCAUUCAGAACUACCACCUUGAAUGCAAUGAGACUAAAUCGUGGAUUAAAGAGAAGACCAAAGUUAUCGAGUCUACCCAGAGUCUCGGAAACGAUCUGGCUGGAGUCAUGGCCCUUCAGCGUAAAUUGACUGGCAUGGAGCGGGACUUGGAGGCCAUCCAGGGCAAACUGGAUGACUUGCAGAAAGAAGCGGAGAAACUUGCCUCGGAACAUCCAGAGCAGGCAGAAGCCAUCCUGGCCAGGCUUUCAGAAAUCAACGGUGUGUGGGAGGACCUAAAGGACACAUUGAAAAAACGAGAGGAGUCGCUGGGAGAAGCUAGCAAGCUGCAGGAGUUCCUGAGGGACCUGGACGACUUCCAGUCAUGGCUGUCCCGAACGCAGACUGCCAUCGCUUCGGAAGAUAUGGCCACGUCGUUGACAGAUGCGGAGAAGCUCCUCACCCAGCACGAGAAUAUCAAGAAGGAGAUCGAUAACUACAAAAACGAUUAUGAGACGAUGCGAAAUGUAGGGGAGGAGGUGACGCAAGACCAAACCGAUGCCCAAUAUAUGUUCCUGCAUCAGAGGCUUCAGGCUCUUGACACGGGUUGGAAUGAACUGAGUCAGAUGUGGGAGAACAGGCAUGACCUCCUGGCACAGGUGUACGGGUAUCAGAUCUUCCUGCGUGAUGUCAAACAAGCGGAAGGAUUCCUUAAUAAUCAGGAGUACAUGCUUUCACACACGGAGAUGCCUGGCACCCUGGAGAUGGCCGAGGCUGCCAUCAAGAAGCACGAGGACAUUGAGACCACCAUGGAUGCCAACGAGGAAAAGAUCAACAGCGUGGUGGAUUCAGGCAAAAAACUCAUGAACGAGGGGAAUGUUUAUGCUGACAAAAUCAAGGAGAAAGUGGACUCCAUUGAUGAACGACACAGAAGGAAUCGCAAAACUGCAAGCGACCUGGCCAGCCGGCUCAAGGAUAACUUGGAGCUGCAGAAAUUCCUUCAAGAUUGCCAGGAGCUCACACUCUGGAUCAAUGAAAAGAUGUUGACAGCCCAAGAUAUGUCAUAUGACGAGGCCCGAAAUCUUCAUACUAAGUGGCAGAAGCACCAGGCCUUCAUGGCAGAACUCGCCUCCAAUAAAGACUGGCUGGACAAGAUAGACAAGGAUGGGAAGCAGCUGAUAUCUGAGAAGCCAGAUACUGAACCGAUUGUGGAGGAGAAACUCAAUUACCUGCACAGACUCUGGGAUGAUCUGGAAUCCACCACCAAGACCAAAGCUCAGUGUCUUUUUGAUGCCAACCGCACUGAACUGUUCACACAAAGCUGUGCAGACCUGGACACCUGGCUUAAUAACCUGGAUGCACAACUGCAGUCUGAUGAUCAUGGCAAGGAUCUGACUAGUGUCAGCAUCCUUUUGAAAAAGCAGCAGAUGCUGGAAAAUCAGAUGAAAGUCCGUCAGAAGGAGGUGGAGGAGUUGAAGCUUCAAGCACAGGCACUAGGGCAGGAGGAUACCAACAUCAUAGAGGUGGAUUCCAAACAGAAGAGGGUGGAGGAACGAUUCCAGGAGAUGCUAAAACCUAUUGAAGAGAGACGCAGGAAUCUCAUGGCAUCCAAAGAGGGACAUCAAUUCAACAGGGAUUUGGAGGAUGAAAUUCUGUGGGUAAAUGAACGGAUGCCACUGGCAACCUCAACUGACCAUGGCAACAAUCUGCCGACUGUGCAGCUGCUCAUUAAGAAGAACCAGACCCUGCAGAAGGAGAUCCAGGGUCACCAGCCUCGGAUUGAUGAUAUUGCGGACCGUGGGGAGACCAUGUCCAAAGUGGGGCGCAUAGAUUCGGAGGUGCUGCGAGCUCGCCUGGGAGACCUGCAGGACAUGUGGAAAGAGCUAAUUAAGGAGACAGACAAACGCAAUGGCCGCCUGCAGGAGUCUCACAAGGCACAGCAAUUUUACUUUGACGCUGCUGAAGCUGAGGCCUGGAUGGGGGAACAGGAACUUCACAUGAUGUCAGAAGAGAGGGCUAAGGAUGAACAGAGUGCAAUGGCGAUGGUAAAGAAACACCAGGUGGUGGAGCAGUCACUGGAGGAUUAUGCGCAGACAAUCCACCAACUCUCCAACCUAAGCAGGAAUCUAGUAACAAGCGACCAUCCUGAGAGUGACCGGAUUACUCUAAGGCAGUCACAGGUGGAUAAGUUGUACGCUGGACUGAAGGACCUGGCGGAGGAGAGACGGGAAAAACUCCAGGAACGGCUACGGCUAUGCCAGCUCAAACGGGAGGUGGAUGACCUAGAGCAGUGGAUCGCGGAGCGGGAGAUUGUGGCGGGCUCCCAUGAGCUGGGUCAGGAUUAUGAGCAUGUAACUAUGUUGCGGGAUAAAUUCCGUGAGUUUGCUCGGGACACCAGUAACAUUGGGCAGGAGCGUGUGGACUCUGUGAACCGCAUGGCCGACGAGCAGAUUGACCUGGGUCACUCGGAGAAUGCCACCAUUGCUGAGUGGAAAGAUGGGCUCAACGAGGCCUGGGCUGACCUGCUGGAGCUCAUCGACACCCGGACGCAGAUGCUGGCCGCUUCGUAUGAGCUGCACAGCUUCUACCACGAUGCCAGGGAGACCCUCGACCGCAUUCGGGAGAAGGAAAAACAACUACCAGAGGAAGUGGGCCGCGACCUAAAGACGGUGGAGAGAAUGCAUCGGAUGCACACUACAUAUGAACAUGAUAUACAGGCACUGAGUACGCAGGUGAAGCAGGUUCAGGAUGAUGCUUCCCGGCUGCGGUCAGCUUAUGCCGGUGAGAAGGCCGAGGACAUCCAGCGCCAUGAGGAAACUGUCGUGGAGGCCUGGAAUGCCCUCCUCAAUUCCAGCAAAGGACGCAAGCAACUCCUGUCCGACACCGUCGAAAAGUUUCGCUUCUUCAACCUCGUACGGGCUCUCAUGCUGUGGAUGGAUGAUGUCAACAGACAAAUGGAUACCCAGGAGAAGCCGAGGGAUGUAUCUUCAGCGGAUCUGACCAUCAAGAACCAUCAGGGGAUCAAGUCUGAAAUCGAUGCCCGGGAUGACAGCUUUAGUGCAAGCAUUGAGAUGGGAAAUGCCCUCCUGGCCAAAAACCACUACGCUUCAGAUGAGAUUGCGGAGAAGUUGGCCCAACUCCAGGAAAGGAGGAGAGAAAUCAAUGAUAAAUGGAAGGAAAAGGAAGACUGGUUGCAACUGGUAAUGGAGGUUCUCCAGUUUGGUAGGGAUGCAACAGUGGCAGAGUCCUGGCUGGUGACUCAGGAGCCGUAUGUAAGAACAGCCGACAUUGGAAGUAACGUAGAUGAUGCCGAGAACCUGAUCAAGCGCCAUGAAGAGUUUGAGAAGUCGGCUGCUGCAUGGGAAGAGCGUUUCCUGGCCCUGGAGAAGCUAACAACACUGGAGCAACAAGAGAUUCGCCGCAAACAGGAGGAGGAGGAGAGGAAGAGAAAGCCACCUCCACCACCCUCGCCCCCUACACCACAUGUCUCCGUGACAGAAGACGGUAUGGAGUCCAGGAGUCGGGCACAGCAGAAGGAAUUGGCACGGGAUGGUGAGAUGGUGAAUCACUUGGAACCCAUCGCUCAGAAUGGAGUGCACUCGGACAUGGAGUCACCACAGCCACUGGAAGAUUUCAGACAAUUGAGAGAUGGUGUAUCGUCAUCUGUGACUGUGACUGUCAGUGAAGCAUCAGAACCCGUUAAUGGGACGAGUGCAGCAACAGAAUCAAAAAAGGACCACAGUCCUGUCAAGAAGACACCGCAGUCAUCUCCACGCCCGGGAUCCGUCAGCACCAUGCUCAGCAAGACACAAGACGCUGCAACAGUACAGUUGGAAGGUAUUUUGUGUCGUAAACACGAAUGGGAGUCACACAACAAGAAAGCCUCUAGCAGGUCCUGGCAGAACGUGUACUGUGUACUGAGGAACAGGAGUCUUGGUUUCUACAAAGACUCCAAGAAUGCCACCAGUGGCAUCCCUUACCAUGGAGAGGUUCCGGUCAGCCUGACAGAUGCCAAGUGUGAGGUGGCACAUGAUUAUAAGAAGAGAAAAUACGUCUUCAAACUCAGACUCAGCGAAGGGAAGGAGUUCCUAUUCCAGGCCAAGGACGAGGCUGAAAUGAAUAGCUGGAUCGAUGGGAUCUCCACAUCCAUCUCCACCAAUCAAGAUGACCGCUAUCCUGCCAAUCCCCAGGGCCUCACACGCGCCAUGACGAUGCCCCCUAUAUCUCCCAACAGCGGUGAGACUGUCACCCUGCGGCGGGACAAGGAUGGAAAGGAGAAAGACCGAGAGAAGAGGUUCAGCUUCUUCAAGAAAAAAUAGGAAAUGAUUCAAAAGCUGCAGAGUUUUUUUUUAAAAAAACAAGUCUAAAAUCACUACACGUUCCACACUUCGCACGUCAUUCCAGUCGAUUCCAGCUUGUUUUUCCGAAUGACUCUGUGCCUGACAUUCCCGGGGCAUGGGAGGGGGAAAUUUAAAAAAAACAAACUCGAUGGGGAAAACAAAAUACCAACACUUCAGGAAUGGUUAGUGGGACAUUUCUAAAGAACCGAUUCAAGAAUCACGAGAGAUUGGUCUCGAUUAUUUUUAGGUUGUCGGGAGAGAAAGAAAACGCUACAGCCAGAAAAUAGCCGUGCUUUUACCAGCACCGAAGUGUAAAUUCUGUUGGCUGAGCUGAGAAUGUUGGGUGCCUGGUAGGCUUUUCUGAUGGUUUGAAAUGUGUUAAGUUGGCUCUGUGGACUUUUUUUACACUGUUGAAAGACUAAUGGGCCCCCAAGCAGAAGCUUGCUGUUAACUUGUCUCUUUUCCCAGCUCGGCCAGGCAGAAUAUCUGAACGGCUGCCAAACGAGACAAAGUUGGAAAUAUGUAUAUCACGAGCAACCAGCAAACAAUCAUCGCCUAUCCCACUUGGUGCCAUUUCGUUUUUUUUUCCUUCACAUCUUCUCUCCCCCCCCCCUUACGCCCCCACCUCUCCUGCCCCACUCCCCUCCAACUUAAGCCAGAAUGUAGGGAGUACGGAGUGGGGACACAAACGGUCAAAUAACGUCUAAAGGGGGUAAAUACAACAUUAAAAUAUUUGUGUAUUUAUUGAUAACUGAAGGUACUUCAAAAAUGCAGGGGAGGAACAGGAGAGGACAUCAGGCCUGAUUUUCGAUGCUUUUAUUGAUCCAUGCUAAAUGGUUAGACAGCAUGUAUCAGCCACUCCUCCCUCAUAGUCAUCCUGCUAAGUUAACAUGUUGAACCAUUUUUAAACACAAACCUGUGUUUAUGUGAUGUGAUGUGAAUAGGACUCCCAACUUGCCAAACUUACUUUCUGUCUCGCAGGCCUGUGCUGUAUCAGGUGUUGAAAUGAAUUAUUGUUUUAAAGGAAAAAACACACACAGAUUUUAGAAUUUGUCAAAACAUCUAUUAAGUGGUUGUGGUGAAAAUUGUAGAUUAAUUCAAUGUGGGGUUUUUUUUCUUUUAAGUUUUAUUUCCAAUAUAAACGCCUCCCCUUCACCCUUUAUAGCCGUUGGCAAAAGCAGCUCCCACUGAGCAUCGACAAAAACCGAAUGAAAUCUCCGUAGCUCGGUGUGGACCACAUUGCAGAAUGCGCUGUUGAAGGUGUUGGAGCGUUCCUGUACACUAAUGGUUGCUCUUGUAUUCCUGUUUGUUAAGAGAUGGACCGGCCUCUCUGCCCCAGAGGAUUUCUGUUCACUCUGAUUCAGUUAUGAACAGUUUAACAUUAGGUUGAAACCUUGCGUUAUCUUCCAUUUGAAAGAGAAGUUAUAAAUUCACCUUUGGUCCAGCUAACUCGUGUUUCUUUCUUGUGCUGCGAUGCCUCUAGUGCUGCCUCUGCAUCGGCCCAGUGCUGGCUGCACCAAGCUACGAAUUAACUAGUGCCUCUCACACUUAAGAAACAUCCCACUGAGCUUGACGGGAGGAAGAGUAGGCAGCAGCAGGAGGUAGUAGAGACGUUAGGACAGGUGAGCGAAUGGUCGAACAGGUACUUGAUGAGAAGGCGUUUGAAGGAGGAGGAAGGUAGGAGGAUGGUGAGCUAUUGCCACUUUCGGAUGGUAUGCUACAGAAACAGGUGUAACUUACUGUUGAGUUGAGCUACUAAAAUGUUUUUAAAUAGGUGCUGGGACUUUAUUUAAAUCCCCCCCCGUGGUGUGACUUGAUAAACAGAAUCCAGGUGAAGAUAGAACCUGAAAGGCAUGAAGUUGAAAGAUACAAAAGUCGAUCCGAUAUUAAAAAUCAGUCUUGGGAACUUUUAAAAAGCAAAAAAGUUUCAAAAGUUGAGAAUUUACUGGAACGUCGAAGGGCAAGGCUGCAGCAGCAAGGAGGAGAUUUUUAGAUUUGAAUACUAAAAGCUACUGCUAGGAAUCUGACAGGAGCUCCUACUCUUUGGAGACCUCAAUUGUGACAGCCCAGUGUUGACACAAGAUGUUACUCAAAAAUUGUUACGAGAAGUUAAAUCUUUUGAACAGGAAACGGCAGCAGGCAUUAGAUUUUGAACAUAUGAUAGACAAAUAACAGACUCCGAAAUUUUUCUAGAGUUCUUUCACUCAAAAAUUCCAUUUGAAAUAUUUUUACAUCUAAAGUUUGUUAGCAGAUUCCAGGCUGUCCAAUGUUACUGAGAAACCUGCAGCACACAAACCCGGGGGCAGAAGUACCAGAAACAGGCCUGGUGCUCGAGGUGAGGCAACUGCAGCCUUGGGCUCUGUAGCUGCAGCAGGGCUACUCGCAGAUGUUCUCUUGUGUUUCCUACUGUUCCCUGACCGCUCUUUCGAAGGACAUUUUGCUACAGAGUUAACACACUUUAUUGUGUAAUGCAAACUUCCCAGUUUAGGCAAGAGGUGGCUGAAUUCUGACUUUUGUUUUAGAGCAAAGAAACAGCAUGUAAUUGCCCACAGUCACUGGCCUUUUACAAUGUAUUGGGGGAUACAUGCAGUGAGUGGUAACUUACACCAAAUCUAAUACGUGAUAUGCUGCGUGUGCAAAACUCUUAAUGCACCCCCUCAAAUUGUUCUCACUCACCAGUGAGACAACUAGUACCUCUUCCUAGUGCUAAGCAGCCCAUAAUGCAAGUUUGAAUUUUAUGGACAGUUGUUUUACACAGUUCAGGUCGGCACUGCAACUUGCAUGCUCCUGCCAUUCAGCUGUAAUGAAUUCCUUGAUGACAACAUUUCUCUGGUCUCAUGAAAUAGGCAAUUCAGAGGAGAAAGCAGGAAAUCCUUUGUGGGGAAUGGGGUAAUGAGUAGUUUUCAUAUCCAUGAAGGAUACAAGAGAAAAGCACAUCAGUUUCAAACCUUGUAACUAAUGAUUUUAAGGUACUGUUCCUCAGUCCCAAUUGUUCACCCAUUACUUUCCAAAAGGAGCCAUCUCAAAAAUGGUUAACUUAGUGACAUUAUGGUGCCAAGAGUACCCAAAUUUGGUACACCCAGUGCCAUUGUGGUGCCAAGAGUACCCAGUGCCAUUGUCCUAUUGGGCUAGCCAAACCAGCUUUACUAAUGAUCGUGUUGAUCAGACUGCCCCUUUGCACCACUCUGCCAAUGCCUUGGCACAGCCAAUUGCACUAGUGAUGUAAAUUAACAUAUAGGUUGCAUUGCCCAGCCUGCCUGAGUAGUUAGCACUUGAAAUUGCUUUUACAAGAGGAGACUUUCCUCUUGUUUAAAUCAUUUUUGAUUUAGAAAAUAAAGUUGAAAAAUGUUUUACUGCCUCGGCACUGCAUUUAAAUAGAACUGUAUUUUUUGCAUGGAAAAUGGGGAAGCAAUGUGGAAACACGUAGAGCAUUCAGCGUGACUUGUGUAACAAAAGGGCCAAGAUCUCCAUAUGGGUUGAGCAACUUUGCAAAGCAUUGACUAAUCGAAAUUCAGCAUGUCCCUUGCAAGUGAGGAACCUGAAACUCAACACUAUUUCUUGCAAAUUAACACCCUAGAGCAAAGAUCACAUCCAUUGGUUCUGCCAGCACCACACAAGAGUCCAGCAAAUUUUGCUAAGAUUUUUGAAUGGGGCUAGGGAGGGGAAGAUCAGCUGGGGCUCGCCAUCCACUGACUCCUGCUGAGCAAUGUGUAUUUGUGGGUGUUGGCAGAGGACAGGGUCUGUUAAGUAGCCAGCUGUUUUCCAAUGCAUGCCGAAUUGCCACUUGCAUAGGUUGCUAGAGAGCAGCCAGUGCCUGUGAAACCGAACCCUGGUGAGGAAUCAACAUCUCCACAUAGUGAGGUGAGAGGAGAAAGGAGAUAAGAACCACUCCAGAGAAAAUGUAGCAUUGGAUAGCUGUCAGCAGUCAGAGCCUUUUUAUAAUAUCCAAUAUGUAUGUCACAAUUAUACGGAUAUUGUGUGCUUUAAAAUGGUUUUAUAAUUCUUAAUAAGGAGGUUAUGUAAGUUGGGGAAUGGUUUAUAGACUGAUUUUGAUUUUUCUAGCAUAGGAUAUAAGCACAGGAUAAUAAGGUGGGUAUUGAGUAAAAUAAAAAUGGGUAAUGAUGAUGAGCUGCAUUUGCUGGAAAACUGAAAUAAAAACAGAAAAUGCACAGCAGAUCUGAUGGAAUCAUUAAAAAGACUGAGUCAAUUUGUUGAUUUUUCCUUCAGAAGCUAACUGACCUGCUGUGCAUUUUUUUUCAUUGUGGUGAGGUUGCUGUGCUGAGUUGUGGCUUUAGAUCAAAGCUUCACCCUAUUCCAGAAAUACGUUAAUCAAAUUUUACCCAUAUAGAUGCUAGCAGGAAGGUUACCACCUCUCACCACCAAACCCCCAAAACUAAAUCGAAACAUGUCCCAGUUAUUUAUGUUUGCUUUCUUUGGCAUUUUUGGUUAAGAAUUGGAGCUUUCUUGUGACGUAAUCUUCUGUUCAUUGGGAGGUUGAGAGGCAAGAUUAGCUGGUAGUGGAAGUGCAAAUGUUGCUUUGGUGCAGAGACUAUACUUUUGAGGUUGGUGUAUUGACUAUGUAUCUAACCUGUGCUGUACCUGCCCUGGGAGUGUUUGAUGGGACAGAAAAGAGGGAGCUUUACUCUUACCCCGUGCUGUAUCUGCCCUGGGAAUGUUUCAUGGGGACAGUGUAGAGAGAGCU
This is a messenger RNA of Carcharodon carcharias (great white shark), 12229 nucleotides long. Its product is annotated as spectrin beta chain, non-erythrocytic 1-like. Gene Ontology annotation, molecular function: actin filament binding; phospholipid binding; structural constituent of cytoskeleton. Gene Ontology annotation, cellular component: spectrin; cortical actin cytoskeleton; plasma membrane. Bases 388 to 7506 code for a protein of 2372 amino acids. The record is from RefSeq and is a predicted model, not a curated record. Gene Ontology annotation, biological process: actin cytoskeleton organization. The transcript is spliced from 36 exons. Lineage: Eukaryota; Metazoa; Chordata; Chondrichthyes; Lamniformes; Lamnidae.